Megalops cyprinoides (Indo-Pacific tarpon) is the source of this 1658-nucleotide messenger RNA. It is a transcript of the gene opn4.1, whose product is annotated as opsin 4.1. Gene Ontology annotation, molecular function: G protein-coupled receptor activity. The record is from RefSeq and is a predicted model, not a curated record. Bases 174 to 1658 code for a protein of 494 amino acids. NCBI's taxonomy places the organism in Eukaryota, Metazoa, Chordata, Actinopteri, Elopiformes, Megalopidae. Gene Ontology annotation, biological process: visual perception; G protein-coupled receptor signaling pathway. The transcript has a single exon. Gene Ontology annotation, cellular component: membrane.
CUGAAGGCACUGGACGAUCCCUGGUUUGUUGGUUUUUGGACAUACAUCACGUUAAUCUGGACCAGCAACACUGCAAAAAACCUCUCCUCUAUUUCUGUUUUUCCUUCACCAUUACUGCUGCGCAACAUACAAAGGACCUUUGUGGUUGGAACACCUCCUCCGAAAGCGUUGGCAUGAGCUUGCAUCCUGCUAGAAUCGGGUCCAACUGCCCCCCAGGGAACUCCAACUGCACCGGGCUGUUUAAGGAACCUCUGGCUGCCAGGAGCUACAGGCUGACUGAGCAUCGAUUCAACUACCUGACCACUGCCCCCCAAACGAACCGCCCGCUCUACUUUGCCACCGUGGAUGUCCCGGACCACGCCCACUACAUCAUUGGCACUGUCAUCCUCAUAGUGGGCAUCACAGGAGUGCUGGGAAAUGCCCUGGUGGUCUAUGCUUUCUGCCGGAGCCGGGCCCUGCGCACCCCGGGGAACAUGUUCGUGGUGAACCUGGCGGUGGCCGACUUCCUGAUGUCCCUGACCCAGUCGCCCGUCUUUUUUGCCGCCAGCCUGCACCGGCGCUGGGUGUUCGGGGAGUGCGCCUGCGAGCUCUACGCCUUCUGCGGGGCGCUCUUCGGCAUCUGCUCCAUGAUGACCCUGAUGGCCAUCGCCGCUGACCGCUGCCUGGCCAUCACCCGGCCGCUGGCCUUCCUGGGCGGGGUGACCCGGCGCCGGGCCGGGGCAGUGCUGGGGGCCGUGUGGGCGUACGCCCUGGGCUGGAGCCUGCCGCCCUUCUUCGGCUGGAGCGCCUACGUCCCUGAGGGGCUGCAGACCUCCUGCAGCUGGGACUACAUGAGCUUCACCCCGUCCGUGCGGGCUUACACCAUCCUCCUCUUCAUCUUCGUCUUCUUCGUCCCCCUGGGGAUCAUCGGCACCUGCUACCUGGCCAUAUUCCGGGCAAUCCGGGCAGCCAGGCAGGAGGUGCGGGAGCUGGGCUCCGGGGAGACCCACAGGGCGUACGAGCGCAUGCAGAGCGAGUGGAAGAUGGCCAAGGUGGCGCUCCUCGUCAUCGUGCUGUUCGUGAUCUCCUGGUCGCCUUACUCGGUGGUGGCCCUGACCGCCACGGCGGGGUACUCCUACCUGCUGACGCCCUACAUGAACUCCGUCCCGGCGGUCAUCGCCAAGGCCUCGGCCAUCCACAACCCCAUCAUCUACGCCAUCACCCACCCCAAGUACCGCGCUGCCAUCGCCCACUACAUGCCCCUGCUGAGGCCCGUGCUCCGGGUGAAGGAGAAGGACCUGCGCUCGUCGUUCAGCUCGGGCAGCGGAGCCUCGUCCCGCCGCGCCACCCUCACCAGCCAGUGCUCGCUGGGCGCCUCCGGCCGCGGGGCAGGCCGCUGGGCCAAGACUCGCCUCUCCUCUGCCUCCGACUCCGACUCCUGCUGGACGGAGAGCGAGGCCGACGGCUCCAGCGUCAGCUCCCUCCCCUUCACCAGCCGCGUCUCCAUGGAGAUCGCCACCGACACCGCCAUCCCCCCCGCGCAGCCGGAUGCCGCAGCGGGGCCGAGGGGGGCUGCCAACCCUGCCUUCAGUGCGGUCGCCCCCGUCUUGUGCGACACAGACGUGCCAGAAGGGGGCGCUCAGUCUGACGGGAAAGCUUACCUGCUCUCGGGGAACUGA